Molecule: messenger RNA, 1014 nt
Organism: Colletotrichum phormii
Lineage: Eukaryota; Fungi; Ascomycota; Sordariomycetes; Glomerellales; Glomerellaceae
Exons: 1
Coding region: 255-689 (144 amino acids)
Source: RefSeq, a predicted model, not a curated record
CGAAUGAGAGCAUCUCGACGUAAGGUAUGGUAGCUCCUCCCUUCACGGCAUAUGUCGUGAUUGUAACCUCUUUGCUAACCUCUCCACAGAGUAUUCCCAUUAUACAGACUUGAAUUGUUCAAUUGAACUUACAAUACCACGCCAAGCAAGAUACAGCUACCACCAUCUUGCUCACAACGUACCUCUUCGACCAAUAACCACAAUCCAAACCACAAUCCAAACCACAAUCACAAACCACAACCACAACCACAACCAUGCAAGCUCUCCGCGCCCUCAGCCUCCGCACAGCGGCCCGCACGCCAUUCCGUGCCUCACUACCUAUCACUACCACGACCACGCCUGCCGCGACGAGAACCUUCACAGCAUCCUCGACCCCGAGGUUCGCGUACAAGGACACCCAGGACCGCGAGUCGCUGAACCCGGCCUCCAACGAGGGCACCAAGACGGGCCGCGACACGGAGGUGGCGCACGAGAAGGAGGCGUUUGAUCCGUCUACGACGCGGCCCAAGGGCGAGAAGAACGAGGACAGCAGCACUCUCGACGUCUCUGGCGCCAACCAGGCUGCGUCGAAGCCGCAGGGGGAUAACCCCGGGCAGGGUAAGGGGAAGGGUGCUGGGGAGAAGGUGGGGGGCGGUGAUGGGGGGAGGAGUAGUGGUGCUGGGAGUGCGCCGAAGGCUGGGAAGGCGUGAGAUUGCCUUUUGUAUAGGAUCGUGAUGUCGGGUCACGACUGAGGGUGAGAGAGAGUAGGAGAAGGUUCAAAGGGUGGUUGGGUUCAUAGGAGAUUCUAUGAUUGAGUGAAGAUGGCAUGGCAUGUAAUUACCUAGUAUCAUCAGUAUCAAGCCUGGGUAGAGCUGGCGUUCCGUCUCGGCUUCAAUUACAUGACCAUGGAGCCACCUCCUUCUACGCUGAUGAUGAGUGCUAGGUGAUAGGCCAUGGAAGUUACCUUGAUGGACACUUGAAGGCGGAGGCAGUUUGUUACGCCUGAGAAUACGAGCAAGACAGACCGCGGGGCUC